Messenger RNA from Adineta steineri, 3354 nucleotides. The record is from the annotation of a GenBank genome assembly. Lineage: Eukaryota; Metazoa; Rotifera; Eurotatoria; Adinetida; Adinetidae.
AUGACUGAAUCAAAUGAAACAAAUGAUAAUAUUGACGAACAAGAUCAAUUACGUCAAAAACUUCUAUGGAAUGUUAAACGAGAGGUUAAACAAAUGAUGGAAGAAGCAGUAACUAAAAAAUGUAUUCAUGAAGAAAACUGUAGUAUAACAACAUUUUCCAGUGCUGUUGAAGCUUGUCUUUUACAUGGUCUCAAAAGACGUGCUGUUGGUUUAUUUAAAACAAGUACAACAAUGGCACUUUUACAAAAAAUAGCAAAAUCUUGUCCAUCAGCUGCUGAAAUUGUCAAAAUUAUUGAUAAUGAUAGUCGUUUAAAUGAAGAAUCAACUAAUAUAUUUAGUUUUUCAAAAAAACGAUCUACUGCUGAAGAUAAUCAACGUCGUUCGAUGCGAUCAGCUAUAUAUAAUCGUUUUUUAUGGAUUCGUACUGCACUUAUUCAUCGAUCACUUCAUAAAAUUGUUGAAUAUAUUGUCAAUAAUAGUUCAAAAUAUUAUGAAUCGUACGCACUUGUUAGUAAUUGUGUUCAAGGACCAAUUCUAGCUUCAUUACUUGUUGGUCCAUGUGCACUUGAAUUUACUGGAGUUAAAACAUCUGAUCAUCUUUGGACAGAUCCUCAUGCCAAUGAACUUGUUCAACGUCAUCGUAUGCAUAGUGGUAAUCGAACAUCGACUAAUGCAACAUCGAUGAUGAUUAAUGUCAAUGAUUCUCAUUCACCGAAAUUUCGACCAAGAUUACAAAUAAAUUUAAAACGUCAUGCAAGUUCCUCAAGUGAAGAUACUCAACGAAAUAAUCGAUCAUUAUCCAUGGCAACGAAUUCAGCGAAAGAUUAUGUUGAAUCACUUCAUCAAAAUGCUAAAUCACAAUUGAUUUAUGGAAAAAAUAAUGUUCUUGUACAACCGGUACCGGGUCAUGAUCCUAUACCGGGUUACCUUUCGUUACAUCUCAAUCAAAAUGGUUUAACAUUAAAAUGGACACCAAAUCAACUUAUGAAUGGCAGUGGUAGUAGUAGUAAUAACAAUGUACCGAAAUCAUCAAAAGAUGAUUCUGAAGAAAUAGAUCCACUUGAUAGUAAUAAUACACCAGAAACUUCAAAACGAGCCAGUAUUCUCUGGGAUUAUGCUAUAUCAGUAAAUAUGUCUUUAAUUGUUUAUCUUCAUUGUCAUCACCAUGUUGAUGGUGAUCGUAUUGUACUUGUUGGUCGGGAUGGUGUUCAAUAUCCUCCAUUACAUAUAAAAGAUAAAGGUGGUCAUUUAUUAGCAUUUUUAUCUUGUUUGGAAAGUGGUCUUGCACCUCAUGGUCAACUUGAUCCACCGUUAUGGUUUGAAAAGGAACAUGGAAAAGUUUUUCCAAAAAUACAUCGUCGUACAGAACAAUCUGCUAUAUCAUUAAGUACAAGUGAUGAUGAUACGAAUAUACAACAUAAUACAGAUAUAACAGAUGAUGAUACAUUAUCAACACAUGGAGAUUAUGUUUUUCGAAUUGUCUUCUUUUCUGAUCAAGAGACUCCUCCAAGUAAAGGUACUUCAAGUCGAUGGCAAUGGCCAAUAUCAGCAGUUAAUUAUCGAUCACUUUCUUCUCAAUCAUCAUUAUCACCACCAGUACCCAUGCAUGGUUUAAGUACAUCAUUACCACCAUCACCAAUAGCUGAAUCAUUCAUUGAUUCAGCUGUUUAUGUUUCACCAACAACUAGUUUACAUAAAAGUGUAUCUGUUAGAACAUCUAUGGCAUCAUUAUGCGAUACAAUGCGUCGUCAAAUAUUAUCUCGUGCAUUUUAUGGUUGGCUAGCUUAUUGUCGUCAUUUAAAAACUGUUCGUGCACAUUUAAUAACACUUGUUUAUCCAAUGUCAAUAGGUAUAAAUGAACAAAUACCAAUAAAUUUAUCAUUAACAAUUGAAUCAUGGACGGAAUUAUUUCUUAAUAAACAAAAAGAAAAUUUACCUGUUGAUAAAAAAGAAAUCUAUCGAAGAAUUUAUUCAGGUGGUUGUAAUCCAUCGAUUCGUAAACAAGUUUGGCCAUAUCUUUUUUCACAUUAUUCAUUUGAAUCAACACAUGAUGAACGAAUACAACUUGAUCAAAAAAUAGCUGAUCAAUAUCGUACAUUAACAAAUGAAUGGCAAAGCGCUGAAGAAAUUGUUACUAAACUUGAUAUUCAACGUUCAAAUCAUCGUAAAAAUUUAAUAGCACAAGCUGAAACAAAUAAAAAUUCAGAUGAAAUAAUAAAAACAUCAGCAUUUAAAAAUGUUCUUGCAAAAAUUUCAUUACCAACUUUUGAUUCACCCGAAUGGAAAGAUACAAAUAUACCAAAUGAUGUUUUCUAUGAUGAAUCUUCGGUUUAUACUGUUUCAAUUCCAAUUAAUGAAGAAACGGAAAUUUCAGAAUUAUCAUCAAAUCAAUCUGUACUUAUUGCUCGUACACGUACAGAAUCUGUUAUUGAUCGUUCAUCACCUUAUAAUAUUAUUGAAACAAGUACAGACGAAGAUGAUAAUGAAGAUGAAAGUAAUCAAUCUAUAAAAUCAUUUGACCAACAAAAUGAUAAUAGAAUAUCGGAACAAAACGAAACAAUAUCACCAUCAUCAAGUAUUACAUCUGGCACGGAUAUUUAUAUGGACGCUGUUGAUAUGUUAGAGAGCGAACAACAAUCAGAUGGUUCAUUAACACCGAUUUAUUAUGGAUCAUUUUCAAAAGAAAUUAUUGAUGCAUUUGCAGCAAAUAUACACAGAAUUGACAAAGAUGUCGCAAGAUGUGAUAGAAAUUAUUCAUAUUUUAUGAAUUUAGAUAAUCUAAAAAAAUUACGAAAUAUUAUGUGCACAUAUGUCUGGGACAAUUUAACUACUGGUUAUAUUCAAGGCAUGUGUGAUCUAGUUGCACCAUUAUUGGUCUUAUUUGAUGAAGAAGUAUUAACAUAUAGUUGUUUUUGCCAUUUAAUGAAACGUCUUCUACCGAACUUUCCUCAUGGAGCUGGUAUGGAUGAACAUUUUGGUCAUAUGCGUUCAUUAUUACAGAUACUUGAUUUUGAACUUUAUGAACAUAUCCAUCGUACAGGAGAUUUUACUCAUUUCUAUUUCUGUUAUCGAUGGUUUUUACUUGAUUUUAAACGAGAAUUUGUUUAUGAUGAUAUAUUUCUUGUAUGGGACAUAAUUGCUGCUGCACGACGAACAGUUUCCAAACGAUUUGUAUUAUUUAUUUCAUUAGCAAUGUUAAAAUCAUAUCGAGAUAUUAUAUUAGAUAAUCGAAUGGAUUUUACAGAUAUCAUUAAAUUUUUUAAUGAAAUGGCUGAACGACAUGAUGCUCGUGAAAUUUUACGUAUUGCACGUGAACUUGUACUUGAAUUACAAAAAUUAAUUGAUAACAAAUGA